AUCCAACGGCUAGGACGUGCCGGACGGUCGGAAGGCACCGAUCGAGGCCCAAUGGCGAUGAGGACGGCGGCGCUCCUCUUCCUCCGGCGGCGGGUCGCAGCCGCCGCCGCGCCAAGGCCGCUAGAACCGUACGCCGCUGGCCUGUCAACCACAGCGGGACACGACGCUCUAGACAGUGGCGGUGGGGAGCGGAACAAGAAGCGGUGGGUGGAGCUCCCUCCCUUCGCGCCGCUCGACGCCAACGCCGCCGCGCGAGCCAUUUCCCGAGGAGAUGGAGGCGAAGGGGCAUGCUCCAAUGCCACGGCUAUCAGGUGGGUCCGGCGCUGCUGUCCACACUUGCCGGCGUCGCUGGUGCAGAAGCUGUUCCGCCUCCGCAAGAUCAAGAAGAAUUUUGUGACUGCUGAUCCAUCUUCUACAGAUGCUAGUGCUGAGCAACUCCGGUUGAGAAGGGUGUCAGCAAAAGAUGAACUAGUGCCUGGUGAUAUUCUCUUUCUACCAGUUAAUAUUCAAGAAUCUGCUGUUGCUGAGAAGACCAAGAAAUUUGAUAACAGGAAUGAGAUAGAUUUUCUACGUAGCCUUGAGAUUUACAAGGAUAAGGCCAUCAUCGUGAUCAACAAACCACCUGGAAUGCCAGUGCAAGGUGGUGUUGGUAUAAAAAAUAGUAUAGAUAUACUGGCUCCAAUGUUUGAGGAAAAUUCUUCUGCGGGGCCUCGAUUGGUCCACAGGCUUGAUAGGGAUUGCAGUGGCAUCCUUGUUCUGGGUAGGACUCAACUUAGCGCUACCAUUAUGCAUGCUAUAUUUCGUGAGAAAACUGCUGAUGCUUUAGCCGAUGGUACUCAACAAGUAUUGCAAAGAAAAUACGUUGCACUCGUUAUUGGAACACCUAGACAUCCCAAGGGUUUAUUGUCGGCUCCACUUGCGAAGGUUGUAUUACAAGAUGGCAAGUCUGAGCGUUUGACUGUUAGAGCUGGUUCAAAUACUACUUCUGUUCAGGAUGCUUUGACAGAGUACCGUGUGAUUGAAUCUUGUCCUCAAGGGUACACAUGGCUAGAACUGUUUCCUCGUACUGGUAGGAAGCACCAGCUUCGAGUCCAUUGUGCGGAGGUUCUCGGAACACCAAUUGUUGGGGAUUACAAGUACGGACGGCAGACUCACCAGAACUGGACGCCUCUUUCCAUGCCACGUACAAUCGAUGAGAAAAUGCUCGAGAAAAGGAAGCUUCCCUUUGGGCUUUCUGUGGGUGGCGGAAGCAUAGCAGAGGAGCAGCCUCAGCUCCAUCUACACUGCAAGCAGAUGAUUCUUCCUGACGUCUCAGCAGCCAUGCAGCAGCUGCAGUCUUCAGAUGGCGAUCACGAUUUCUCUGAUCUUGAGAAGCUCAGCUUUGUUGCGCCAUUGCCGUUGCAUAUGCGGUUGAGUUGGGAGAUUUUGAAAUAUGUUCUCAAAUAAUUCGUCCUUCCAUCUCGUAGAAGCUUGGCUUAGAACAGCUUGAAUACCAAUUUAAGUGCCCAUAAGAGAGCAGUCCUCUUUCAGAUCAUCACAGAGAAACAAUGUUGAUAAACGAAGUUUUCUGUAUUAUGUGCAUGUUCUCCCUCUUUUAUUUCCUUCCAGAAAAAUCUUUUUUUCUUUCUUUUUUUGGUUGGGAAAUUCUACCUUUUCUGGUAAUCAAUUAACAAUGAUAGUUAUUCUUCUA
This is a messenger RNA of Phragmites australis (common reed), 1690 nucleotides long. RefSeq names its product RNA pseudouridine synthase 4, mitochondrial. The transcript is spliced from 10 exons. Gene Ontology annotation, biological process: pseudouridine synthesis. NCBI's taxonomy places the organism in Eukaryota, Viridiplantae, Streptophyta, Magnoliopsida, Poales, Poaceae. The record is from RefSeq and is a predicted model, not a curated record. Bases 52 to 1446 code for a protein of 464 amino acids. Gene Ontology annotation, molecular function: RNA binding; pseudouridine synthase activity.